AUGGAGAAUUGUUGUGUCUUGAAGGGUUAUCAUGGAUCUUGGUUCGGGAGACGCCUACGCGAGACAGCUGGAACUGAGCAAUAUGCUGAGCGUGAAGAUCCAGUCUGUGCAAGCGGAGUCCAAGCAGCUGAUGCACCAUCUGGCAAAAGUGAAGCAGCAAGUGAAAGAUGCAACUCUCCAGACCAUGAGUGGCAAUUGCACCACCAUCGAUCGCGUCCAGUUCCGCCCCUACCGGACGCUGAGAGGCCAUUUCAACAAGGUGCUCGCGCUCAGCUGGCAUCCCGACAGCAGACACCUGGCGACCGCGGCGCAGGACGGGUUUCUACUCUACUGGGACUCCGUCACGGGGCUGAAGAAGGGGCUGAUCCGGCUGGACGACCCCUGCAUUCUUCCCAGAACGCAGAGAUCCAGCAAGGAAGCUCGAUUGUCUCCAUUUUCAAGGGCCACAAGGAGUACAUCAGCGACCUCAGCUUUGUGGGGAACUCCCAGAUCCUCACCAGCUCCGGCGACAAGUCCAUAUUUCUGUGGGACAUGGAGAAAGGCACCAAGGCCGUCACCUUUAACGGCCAUCUCGGCGACGUGUUGGGGCUGUCUGUGUGUCCGACAAACAGCAAUCUUUUUGCGUCGUGCUCGUCGGACCGGCUGUCCAACCUCUGGGAUAUCCGAUGUCCGCUCGAUAGAAGACAGUUCCAGAUCUCGCUCACCCACGACUCGUCCGCCGUCAAGUUUUUCCCCGACGGCUACUCGUUUGCCUGCGGCACCGACGACGGCGAGCUGAAACUAUUUGACAUCCGCUCCGACUGCGAGCUGGCCAACUACCCGGUCAAGAUGGUCCACCAGCACGUGCGGCCGCACAAGACAGAGGAGAUCUCGAUCAGCGACUCUGCGUCGUCGCUGCGUCUGAGCCACAAGUCCUCAAUGGUUGCGGCGCUGGACAACCCGGGGGUGCUGUCCAUAGACUUUUCGCGAAGCGGCCGUCUGCUGUUCGCUUCGUACGCAGAGUACUCGUCAAUUGUGGUCUGGGACAGUGUGAUGGGCACCGUUGUGGGCACGAUGGACGGCCACCGCGACGCCGUCAGUGCGGUCAGGGUGUCGCCGGACGGACUGGGCAUAGCGACGGCCUCACGCGACCACACCAGCCGCGUCUGGACGGUCUAG
Messenger RNA from Ogataea haglerorum, 1158 nucleotides. RefSeq lists its product as uncharacterized. Gene Ontology annotation, biological process: G protein-coupled receptor signaling pathway. Bases 1 to 1158 code for a protein of 385 amino acids. Lineage: Eukaryota; Fungi; Ascomycota; Pichiomycetes; Pichiales; Pichiaceae. Gene Ontology annotation, cellular component: cytoplasm; heterotrimeric G-protein complex. Gene Ontology annotation, molecular function: protein binding; signaling receptor complex adaptor activity. The record is from RefSeq and is a predicted model, not a curated record. The transcript has 2 exons.